Messenger RNA from Cydia amplana, 1090 nucleotides. RefSeq lists its product as uncharacterized. Lineage: Eukaryota; Metazoa; Arthropoda; Insecta; Lepidoptera; Tortricidae. The record is from RefSeq and is a predicted model, not a curated record. The coding region runs from base 115 to 777 and encodes 220 amino acids. The transcript has 4 exons.
GUGGUUAACAUCAAUCCAAAAAAUUGGUUCAAGAACCUUUAAUAUUGUUUCAUUCGCGAGUUUUUCGUGAUUGAAUUGUUUAGUUUAAUAAUUAUUAAAGCAAAAUCAUUAAACAUGUCUUCGGCGUGUUGUGGUACUAAGAAGCAGAAGAUGAACAAUUCGUAUAAUGGUAUAGAUCGACCUUUAAAUGGGUACCAAGAAUCAGUGGCUAUUCCUGAUAUGUGUUACUUUUGUUUCGAUGUUUUGUAUAGUCAGCUGCAUAGUAUGGACCCUCCACAAACGCCAAAUUUUACCAACGAUGCCUACCCUUUGUUUGUUACCUGGAAGAUCGGGAAGGAGCACCGGCUGCGGGGCUGCAUUGGGACAUUCAAUGCCAUGCAUUUGCAUUCUGGCCUCCGCGAGUACGCGAUAACCAGCGCCCUCAAGGACUCUCGCUUCACGCCCAUCACUCGCGAGGAGGUCCCCCGCCUCACGGUAUCCGUGUCCAUCCUGCAGCACUUUGAGGAAGCCGAGCAUUACCUGGACUGGAAGCUUGGGAAGCAUGGCAUCAGGAUCGAGUUCAUCAGCGAACGGGGGUCGAAGCGGACCGCUACUUAUUUACCACAAGUUGCUACUGAGCAAGGUUGGGACCAAAUCCAAACAAUCGACUCGUUGCUCCGCAAAGGUGGCUACAAGGCAGCCAUCACCGGCGACAUGAGACGCAGCAUCAAGCUGACCCGCUACCAAUCCGAGGAGAUAUCUGCCUCCUACAGCGACUACAUCGUCCAGCGCUGCUAGCACCAACCUCUCCGUCUCCGGGGCCCGGUGACUCACACCUCAUCUCAGUUGCCCCGGAGGCCUAACAGUUCACCACUUUCUAGAGGUUAUAAGAUGGAAAACAGUUCUCAUCUAAGUGGUUAUAGUGCUAAGUUAGUAUCUAAGUGUACCCUAGUGGCAUGAUCAGAUUGUGGUCAAAGUGAACGCGUGUCUUAAACAACACUGCCAUCGACAUUCCGAACACCAAAGUUUGAGUAAUGUAUGUGUGAGUUAUUUUAUGUUAAGGCGGCGGUUUGGCGGGAAUGAUUUUAAAACAUCCUAAUUUUAGGUUAUC